UUUUUUUUCUUCCUCCUUGAAUAACCAAUUCCUUUUUCACUCUCGUUCCUAGAGUCGUCUUGUUUUUCCCUUGACGAUCUCCUCUCUUCCUACUAUCCUAAGAGCGGAAUUACACUACAUCGCCCUGUUACAUCUGAACCCCUCAUAAGCUAUUGUCGGGACCACGGCUUUCACCAUGUUGGCCACUCGACAGGUCCUGGGCAAUGUUGCCCGGUCGCGGGUCAUGACUGGCAUGAACAUGCGAAGGUGCAUGGCUACCGUGACAGAUUCUCCCCUAGACAGAAAAGUAAAACAAAAUAACUGGGAAGAAAGCAACUUCAUCAACUACAAGAAGAUGUCUGAGAACCUAGCUAUUGUUCGCGGCCGUCUUAACCGACCCUUAACCUACGCCGAGAAGAUCUUAUACUCCCACCUCGACGACCCACAUGGACAAGAUAUCGAGCGGGGCGUUUCUUACCUAAGGCUACGUCCUGAUCGUGUCGCUUGCCAGGAUGCCACAGCCCAGAUGGCUAUCCUACAGUUUAUGUCUGCUGGCAUGCCUUCAGUGGCAAACCCCACUACUGUGCACUGUGAUCACUUGAUUGAGGCACAAAUUGGUGGGGUUAAGGAUCUUGAGCGAGCUGUUAGUAUCAACAAGGAAGUUUACGACUUCCUUUCCUCUGCAUGCGCCAAGUACAACAUCGGCUUCUGGAGACCUGGUUCUGGUAUCAUUCACCAGAUCCUUCUCGAGAACUAUGCUUUCCCCGGUGGUCUACUGAUCGGUACUGAUUCCCACACACCCAAUGCUGGUGGUCUGGGUAUGUGCGCCAUUGGUGUUGGUGGUGCUGAUGCUGUUGAUGUCAUGGCCAACCUCCCUUGGGAACUGAAGGCCCCUAAGAUCAUUGGUGUCAAGCUUACUGGUAAACUCAACGGCUGGACCUCGCCUAAAGAUAUUAUUCUGAAGGUUGCUGGAAUUCUUACCGUCAAGGGUGGUACUGGUGCUAUUGUGGAGUAUCACGGAUCCGGUGUUGACAGCAUCUCUGCCACAGGAAUGGGAACGAUCUGCAACAUGGGUGCUGAAAUCGGUGCUACGACUUCUCUGUUCCCCUUCAACGACCGCAUGUACGACUACUUGAAGGCUACCAAGCGUACCGACAUCGGUAACUUUUCGCGCGACUAUGCCAAGGAGCUGCGCGAGGAUGAGGGUGCGGAGUACGACCAGCUUAUCGAGAUCGACCUUAACAACCUCGAGCCGCAUAUCAAUGGACCCUUUACUCCCGAUCUAGCGACGCCCAUCUCCAAGUUCACCGAGGCUGUCAAGGCUAACAACUGGCCGGAGGAUCUUAAGGUUGGUCUGAUUGGAUCCUGCACGAACUCCUCGUACGAGGAUAUGUCUCGGGCUGCUUCCAUUGCCCGCGAUGCUCUUGACCACGGUUUGAAGGCUAAGGCCGCUUUCGUUGUCACCCCCGGUUCCGAACAGAUUCGUGCCACCAUCGCCCGUGACGGUCAACUCCAGACCUUCGAAGAAUUCGGCGGUGUUGUUCUAGCUAACGCUUGUGGUCCCUGCAUUGGUCAAUGGGAUCGACGGGACGUCAAGAAGGGCGAGGCAAACUCCAUUCUUUCUUCCUACAACCGUAACUUUACCGGUCGAAAUGACGGCAACCCCGCAACCCACUCCUUCGUUACCUCGCCCGAUCUAGUCGUCGCCCUCUCCAUCGCUGGAAGCUUACACUUCAACCCCUUAACCGACAAGCUAAAGGACAAGGAUGGCAACGAGUUCCAGCUCAAGGCCCCUACCGGUGACGGUCUCCCUACCAGGGGAUACGACCCGGGUAAUAACACUUACCAGGCUCCCCCUGCCGACCGCGCCUCCGUCAGCGUCCAGGUCUCGCCCUCUUCCGACCGUCUCCAGAUCUUAUCGCCCUUCCAACCGUGGGACGGCAAGGAUUCUUUAGACAUGCCCAUUCUGAUCAAGGCGCAGGGCAAGACCACUACUGACCACAUCUCUAUGGCCGGUCCGUGGCUCAAGUACCGUGGCCACUUGGACAACAUCUCCAACAACAUGUUGAUCGGUGCUAUCAACGAAGCCAACGGUGAGGCGAACAAGGUCAAGAACUCGACCAACGAGGAAUGGGACGCGGUUCCGGCUGUCGCCCGUGACUACAAGGCUAAGGGAAUUAAGUGGGUCGUCAUCGGUGACUGGAACUACGGAGAGGGAAGUUCUCGAGAGCACGCCGCCUUGGAGCCCCGUCAUCUCGGUGGUCUAGCCAUCAUUACCCGAAGCUUUGCCCGUAUCCACGAGACCAACUUGAAGAAGCAGGGUAUGCUUCCUCUUACCUUCGCGGAUCCCGCCGACUAUGACAAGAUCAAGCCCGAAGACAGAAUCGACCUGCUUUGCACAGAACUAGCCGUUGGGAAACCCCUAACAAUGAGGGUACACCCCAAGAACGGCGAGACCUUCGAGGUCAAGUUGAACCAGACGUUCAACGAGGCCCAGAUCGAAUGGUUCAAGAACGGAAGCGCAUUGAACACAAUGGCCAAGCGCAGCAAGAAAUGAAAAGGUCACUAAAUGAAGCAGUCGACCAGCUUAGUAAUAUAGGAAAGGAACAGGAGAACGCAGGCGCAUUGUGGGGAGGCCUGCCAGAACUGUCGGACAAGGGGUGUAUAGGGUCCUGGGUUACGCAUGUCAUGUUUUAUGGGAUCAUUAUAUUCCCAAUUCGUCGUGACAUUACUCGAGCCGUUAUUAGAACCUUUUUUGUUUUGUACAAAAUGAAUUUACGAAAGUUAAAACAUUGUCGGUCAGCUAGCCCAUUUCCUACAUGUGACGUUAGACUAUUAGUAUCCAUUGCUAUUGCAGAUCUUUCAUCAGCUUAGUUUAGGGGAGUUGAUAGGGGCUGUAAGGGUUAGGUAGGAAGUAUUCUGUAUGUAGCCUUUAAUUGCAUCCAUUUCUGG
Molecule: messenger RNA, 2931 nt
Organism: Annulohypoxylon maeteangense
Lineage: Eukaryota; Fungi; Ascomycota; Sordariomycetes; Xylariales; Hypoxylaceae
Product: aconitase family-domain-containing protein
Exons: 4
Coding region: 176-2536 (786 amino acids)
Biological process (GO): tricarboxylic acid cycle
Cellular component (GO): mitochondrion; cytosol
Molecular function (GO): aconitate hydratase activity; 4 iron, 4 sulfur cluster binding
Source: RefSeq, a predicted model, not a curated record